Molecule: messenger RNA, 3676 nt
Organism: Pan troglodytes (chimpanzee)
Lineage: Eukaryota; Metazoa; Chordata; Mammalia; Primates; Hominidae
Gene: NTNG1
Product: netrin G1
Exons: 10
Coding region: 920-2665 (581 amino acids)
Biological process (GO): animal organ morphogenesis; tissue development; axonogenesis
Source: RefSeq, a predicted model, not a curated record
CGGCUUGAAAAAAAAAAAAAAGAGGGAAAAAAAAAAGAAAUAGAAAUAGAAAAAAGAAAAAAUAUCCCUCAGUAAAAGUUUAAGGCGAGAAGUGUCAGAGGCAGCGGAGCGAGGAGGCGCGGAGGAGAGCCGGCGAGCAGGGGACUGGGCUGGCACGACCUCCGAAGGCUGAGAUCUCAUUAUUAAUAUCACUAUAUUUUUGGAGGGAGAGGCACCUUUCUCAUCCUCUCUUCCUCUCCGCCCACCCUUACUCCCUCCCCCUCAUCUACCUGUCAAAGUCACUGAUCUUUUGCAUUUCGGAAGAGGACGUCAACGGGAAGGAAUUCCCCCUCUGGGUGCCGGCUCCGAGAGGGGGCGACUUGCAGGAGGCUCCCCCCGGGGGCGGAGGCGAAGGGUGUUGGUGCCAGAAGAAAAGAAUGAUUGAUGGGAAACAGACACCGGGCUAUAGACACUCAUCCUUUUGCUUCAGACACUGAUAUCUCAGCCUGCCUGAGCAUCCCUUGUGAGCUGUGAACAUUGAGGAUCACUCAGGGUUAUCGGAUGUACAACGGGAGAGCCAUCACUUUGCUAAAUUAUUAUCUGCAGUUGGACAUCUUUUACAAAAACCAAACUAGACCUGAGUCUAAUAGAUAUGUUCUAAGACAAAGAAAAAGCUGCAAGUUGUUAACGCCUAACACACAAGUAUGUUAGGCUUCCACCAAAGUCCUCAAUAUACCUGAAUACGCACAAUAUCUUAACUCUUCAUAUUUGGUUUUGGGAUCUGCUUUGAGGUCCCAUCUUCAUUUAAAAAAAAAUUACACAGACCUACCUACCCGUACGCAUACAUACAUAUGUGUAUAUAUAUGUAAACUAGACAAAGAUCGCAGAUCAUAAAGCAAGCUCUGCUUUAGUUUCCAAGAAGAUUACAAAGAAUUUAGAGAUGUAUUUGUCAAGAUUCCUGUCGAUUCAUGCCCUUUGGGUUACGGUGUCCUCAGUGAUGCAGCCCUACCCUUUGGUUUGGGGACAUUAUGAUCUGUGUAAGACUCAGAUUUACACGGAAGAAGGGAAAGUUUGGGAUUACAUGGCCUGCCAGCCGGAAUCCACGGACAUGACAAAAUAUCUGAAAGUGAAACUCGAUCCUCCGGAUAUUACCUGUGGAGACCCUCCUGAGACGUUCUGUGCAAUGGGCAAUCCCUACAUGUGCAAUAAUGAGUGUGAUGCGAGUACCCCUGAGCUGGCACACCCCCCUGAGCUGAUGUUUGAUUUUGAAGGAAGACAUCCCUCCACAUUUUGGCAGUCUGCCACUUGGAAGGAGUAUCCCAAGCCUCUCCAGGUUAACAUCACUCUGUCUUGGAGCAAAACCAUUGAGCUAACAGACAACAUAGUUAUUACCUUUGAAUCGGGGCGUCCAGACCAAAUGAUCCUGGAGAAGUCUCUCGAUUAUGGACGAACAUGGCAGCCCUAUCAGUAUUAUGCCACAGACUGCUUAGAUGCUUUUCACAUGGAUCCUAAAUCCGUGAAGGAUUUAUCACAGCAUACGGUCUUAGAAAUCAUUUGCACAGAAGAGUACUCAACAGGGUAUACAACAAAUAGCAAAAUAAUCCACUUUGAAAUCAAAGACAGGUUCGCGUUUUUUGCUGGACCUCGCCUACGCAAUAUGGCUUCCCUCUACGGACAGCUGGAUACAACCAAGAAACUCAGAGAUUUCUUUACAGUCACAGACCUGAGGAUAAGGCUGUUAAGACCAGCCGUUGGGGAAAUAUUUGUAGAUGAGCUACACUUGGCACGCUACUUUUACGCGAUCUCAGACAUAAAGGUGCGAGGAAGGUGCAAGUGUAAUCUCCAUGCCACUGUAUGUGUGUAUGACAACAGCAAAUUGACAUGCGAAUGUGAGCACAACACCACAGGUCCAGACUGUGGGAAAUGCAAGAAGAAUUAUCAGGGCCGACCUUGGAGUCCAGGCUCCUAUCUCCCCAUCCCCAAAGGCACUGCAAAUACCUGUAUCCCCAGUAUUUCCAGUAUUGGUAAUCCUCCAAAGUUUAAUAGGAUAUGGCCGAAUAUUUCUUCCCUUGAGGUUUCUAACCCAAAACAAGUUGCUCCCAAAUUAGCUUUGUCAACAGUUUCUUCUGUUCAAGUUGCAAACCACAAGAGAGAUUGUGAAUGCUUCGGCCACUCCAAUCGAUGCAGUUAUAUCGAUCUGCUAAAUACAGUCAUUUGCGUGAGCUGUAAACACAACACUAGAGGGCAGCACUGUGAGUUAUGCAGGCUGGGCUACUUCAGAAAUGCUUCUGCACAACUGGACGAUGAGAAUGUGUGCAUAGAGUGUUAUUGUAACCCUUUGGGCUCAAUCCAUGAUCGUUGUAAUGGCUCAGGAUUUUGUGAGUGUAAGACUGGAACAACAGGGCCUAAGUGUGAUGAGUGUCUGCCGGGAAAUUCCUGGCACUACGGCUGUCAACCGAAUGUCUGCGACAACGAGCUCCUGCACUGCCAGAACGGAGGGACGUGCCACAACAACGUGCGCUGCCUGUGCCCGGCCGCAUACACGGGCAUCCUCUGCGAGAAGCUGCGGUGCGAGGAGGCUGGCAGCUGCGGCUCCGACUCUGGCCAGGGCGCGCCCCCGCACGGCUCCCCAGCGCUGCUGCUGCUGACCACGCUGCUGGGAACCGCCAGCCCCCUGGUGUUCUAGGUGUCACCUCCAGCCACACCGGACGGGCCUGUGCCGUGGGGAAGCAGACACAACCCAAACAUUUGCUACUAACAUAGGAAACACACACAUACAGACACCCCCACUCAGACAGUGUACAAACUAAGAAGGCCUAACUGAACUAAGCCAUAUUUAUCACCCGUGGACAGCACAUCCGAGUCAAGACUGUUAAUUUCUGACUCCAGAGGAGUUGGCAGCUGUUGAUAUUAUCACUGCAAAUCACAUUGCCAGCUGCAGAGCAUAUUGUGGAUUGGAAAGGCUGCGACAGCCCCCCAAACAGGAAAGACAAAAAACAAAUCAACCGACCUAAAAACAUUGGCUACUCUAGCGUGGUGCGCCCUAGUACGACUCCGCCCAGUGUGUGGACCAACCAAAUAGCAUUCUUUGCUGUCAGGUGCAUUGUGGGCAUAAGGAAAUCUGUUACAAGCUGCCAUAUUGGCCUGCUUCCGUCCCUGAAUCCCUUCCAACCUGUGCUUUAGUGAACGUUGCUCUGUAACCCUUGUUGGUUGAAAGAUUUCUUUGUCUGAUGUUAGUGAUGCACAUGUGUAACAGCCCCCUCUAAAAGCGCAAGCCAGUCAUACCCCUGUAUAUCUUAGCAGCACUGAGUCCAGUGCGAGCACACACCCACUAUACAAGAGUGGCUACAGGAAAAAAGAAAGUGUAUCUAUCCUUUUGUAUUCAAAUGAAGUUAUUUUUCUUGAACUACUGUAAUAUGUAGAUUUUUUGUAUUAUUGCCAAUUUGUGUUACCAGACAAUCUGUUAACGUAUCUAAUUCGAAUCAGCAAAGACUGACAUUUUAUUUUGUCCUCUUUCGUUCUGUUUUGUUUCACUGUGCAGAGAUUUCUCUGUAAGGGCAACGAACGUGCUGGCAUCAAAGAAUAUCAGUUUACAUAUAUAACAAGUGUAAUAAGAUUCCACCAAAGGACAUUCUAAAUGUUUUCUUGUUGCUUUAACACUGGAAGAUUUAAAGAAUAAAAAUUCCUGCAUAAACGA